AUGGCGCCGAUCAAGAAGCGCACAACAGCGCGCGCAAAAUUCGCCCGCGCAGCCCGCCCGACCGCUGCUACCCUACCUACCCCAGACGAUGAUUCUGCCCUCUUCUCCUCGUCAAAGAAAGACAAGCAAAAAAUCAAACACUCCUCCUUCGUAUCCAAGAUCGAAAAGUCGUCCUCCAAAACGUCCAAGCGGCGGCGACCCAACAAGAAGCUCGUCGCAAACCUCGAGUCUCUCGCCGAUGCUCUACCAGGUUUGGGAGAUGAAGGAGCAGACGGGGAGAUCGAGAUCGGACAAGCAAAGAUACAACGCAAGCCUUUGAAGAGUAUGAAGAGUAGACCAGGGGCGCAGAAGAGGAAAGAUAAGCUGGAAAAGAUGGAGCGGGAUCGAUUCAACCAGAACCUAGCCCAGUUGGCGAGUAGUACGCAGGGGAAUGCGGUGCAGGAUCGCUGGGCGGCGCUGAAGAGUCAUGUGCAAAGUAAUAUGGAGGUCAAGCCUGAGUUCGCGAAGAAAUGA
Cucurbitaria berberidis CBS 394.84 is the source of this 513-nucleotide messenger RNA. RefSeq lists its product as uncharacterized. Gene Ontology annotation, biological process: maturation of SSU-rRNA from tricistronic rRNA transcript (SSU-rRNA, 5.8S rRNA, LSU-rRNA). The transcript has 2 exons. Gene Ontology annotation, cellular component: nucleolus; 90S preribosome; preribosome, small subunit precursor. The record is from RefSeq and is a predicted model, not a curated record. Bases 1 to 513 code for a protein of 170 amino acids. Lineage: Eukaryota; Fungi; Ascomycota; Dothideomycetes; Pleosporales; Cucurbitariaceae.